Molecule: messenger RNA, 4244 nt
Organism: Trichoplusia ni (cabbage looper)
Lineage: Eukaryota; Metazoa; Arthropoda; Insecta; Lepidoptera; Noctuidae
Gene: HDAC11
Product: histone deacetylase 11
Exons: 9
Coding region: 194-1171 (325 amino acids)
Molecular function (GO): histone deacetylase activity
Source: RefSeq, a predicted model, not a curated record
GUAUGUUAACUGAUCUUGGUUAAGAUAUUAAAAAAUCGAUAUAUUUUAAUUUCACAACGAAACGUCAACUUGACAUCCGCGAAAAUCGAAAAAUUGUGAUUCGCAGAAUCUGGGAAAUCGGAAAAUUGUAAUAUUUGAUUAAAGUAACAUAUGAUAAAGUAUGAAAUUCAAAUAAAUUAUAAUACAUAAAAAAAUGUCGAGUCUAUAUUUUGAUAUCAGAAGCGAUCAGUGGCCUCUAGUAUACGAUGACCACUAUAAUGUAUCAUUUCUAGGCUUGGAAAAGUUUCAUAUCUUUGAUGCGAAGAAAUGGCGCAACAUAAUUCGGCAUCUUAUAGCUGCUGACUUUAUAAAAGAAGAGCACAUAGUACGGCCACUGGAAGCUAAGAAAAAUGAUUUACUUGUUGUGCACUCUACUAAGUAUUUGAAGUCAUUGAAAUGGAGUACCAAUGUAGCGGUGAUAGCUGAAGUACCGGUGCUUGCCUGUGUCCCAAAUGCUUUAGUGCAGUAUGCAUACUUGAAACCUAUGAGGCUUCAAACUGGCGGUUCAGUUCUUGCUGGCAAGCUUGCAUUAGACCGUGGUUGGGCCAUCAAUAUAGGUGGAGGCUUCCACCACUGUAGCGGCAACAAGGGUGGAGGCUUCUGUCCAUAUGCAGACAUCACCUUGCUCAUCAGAUUCCUGGUUCUAAACCAUAUGAUACAGAAUGCUAUGAUUGUGGAUUUAGAUGCUCAUCAGGGCAAUGGCUACCAGCACGACUUCCUAGGCGUGCCAGAAGUCUACAUAAUGGAUAUGUACAAUAAGAACAUAUAUCCUAAGGACAAGGAGGCGAAGCAGGCCAUCAGACGGAAGGUGGAGCUGGGGAACAAGGUUGAAGAUCUGGAGUAUAUGCUGAAGUUGAGGCAGAAUCUAAAGGCGGCACUACAGGAGUUUAAACCCGACAUCUUGGUGUACAACGCCGGGACAGAUGUGUUGGACUCCGACCCACUUGGGCUCAUGAGGAUCAGUGAAAUUGGAAUAAUAAAACGAGAUGAAUUCGUCUUCGAGAUAUGCAAAGCGAACAACAUUCCUAUUGUAAUGUUAACGAGCGGGGGAUACUUGCGUAAGACGGCGCGUAUCAUCGCAGACUCUAUCAUGAAUCUACAUCGCAAAGGACUUAUUCAGGGAGAGAUGUAAAUACACGGGAUUAUUAUAUGGCAAGUAUUUCUAAAGCAGAGGCUCCCAACCUUUCUUGGUCAUGGACCGCUUUUAUAUAUUGCUCUUGUUAACAGGAUUCACAACAUCGGUAUAUAUAUUAGUAAUUUGUACAUUAGCACACAUGUUCCUAUGACAGAUAAGCUGGUCUUCUAUCUACCUAUGGCCGGUAGUUGCAUCCUUUACACACCACCGCGUAAUGCUCCCGCCAUGUACCACUCCAAUCGUUCACGGUCCACAUUUUGGCUUAAGCGUACCACUGGUUGGGAACCCCUGAUGUAAAGGCACCGAUUCUUUAAAAUUACGACAUAAUACUCUAUUUCUCAGGGAGGGAAGAUAACGCUCAAAAUCAUCUCUCUUUUCUUUCGUCGAAUCGACUUAGAUUGUGACUAGAUGGCGCUGUGUGAAAGUUGUGAUAUAAUUGAUUGGCUGAAAAUGUUUAAGAUCACAAAACAAUCACAAAGUUUGAAAUGAUAUUUGAAAAGUGAUUAUUUUAUUAUCUUAUUAUUAUUAGAGAAUUGGCCAUUCUUUUAAACGACAGGUUCUAGAUAAUUUGACGUCGCUUUACAUUUAGAAUAGGAAACAUAUAAAACUUCAGGUAGUAUUGGAAUUAUAUUCCUUUUUGACAAGCUAUGUGACUUUGAGUUUAUCAGUUCAAUACAUUUGAGCGGUUUGUCAGAGUUAGCGCUCAGAGAAUAACUCGUUUACGACAAGGAUGGAUGAGGUAUUAUAAUUGUGGAACACAAACGUUUAGCCUUAAUUUUCGUAUCAACUUCUGUUGCAUAUUGUACAGUCAGCAACACAGUCAGUUUAUAAAAUUAAAUAUUUUUUUUAUAAGGAUGUAGGAAUUUGUUGUUAUAAUAAAAUGAUACCAGCCUAUACAUGUCUCAUUGCUAAGAACAGGUAUUUUCCCACUAUCAAGGGAAAGGUCAAGUAUUGGUUUUUAGGGUUUUUAACUAUAGUGAAGGUCAGCUUAAUUUUAUUACCUAAUCGCAUAUCAAUAAGUCAUUGUUGCUGUUUUAAAAAUCUGGUGUAACCGCCUUUUUUUUGCCUAAUAAAAUAAUUAUUAAAAAUGUAGUAUUGGAACUUCUGUAAUGGACUCGAAACUUAAUUAGUGAUUAUAGUAUUUAACGCAUAAAAAGUUGUGUAUUUACAGGAUUCUAAUGUUACAUUAAUUCAAAAAUUACAUUCUUAUUGUUAGCUAUAUGUAUUUGAAGUAUAGAAAAAAAAAUGAUUGCAUAUUUUUAUCGUCUAAAUAUAGUUUGUAUACGGUUACACGUAAAGCAUAUAUAUCAAUGCCAAGUACAAUAUAUUAAUCUUAAUUUGCGUAAAUUGAAAAUAAUUUUGUCGCAUUAAAAUUAAAAUUUAAUGCAUUAAAAUCGCAAGCAUUAAAACUAAGGGAAAAUUACGUCACCGUGAUGACAAAAGUAGCAUUUAAAAGCGGCUUGCAACAGAAAUAUGCUGACCAUUUACGUCAUCAGAUGUGGUCAUGAAAUGUUCAGCAAGUUGCGGAGAUAAUACUUUGUUUAUAUUAAUUACAAUAAUUGUAUUAUUAACCCAUGGUUAUAUGGAUAUUUUGAAAUUUAUAAAAAAACUGUAUAUCAUGAGUAAUCUGUGUGGUAUUAAAUACAUUGUCUGUAAUAUAGUCAUAGUCUAUGAUUAUGCAUAGACUUGAUAAUGUAAAAAAAAAACAAGAAUAAUACGCUCUGUGUAGUAUAUAACCCUUCUUACGAAAGUAAAGUCUAAAGCUUCUUAGCUCUCGUCGAUAAAUCGUUGUUUUUCACGGAAAAGGCAUGUAUUAGGUAUCAUGUAUGUAAUAAAGUGAUGUGAUAUCUCAGAGAUGUGCAAGACCCAUACAAUAUUGAAAAUUUCAAGAAAAGGUAUAGGUUUUCACAAGAUGUAGUGAAAUCUGUGAUUUUGCCAUUAAUUGACCAAGAUCUGAGAAGGUUAAGCAACCGUGGCAAUCCAAUAGCCCCGGAAUUACAAAUUCUUGUGUGUUUGCGUUUCUAUGCGACAGCGUCAUUCCAGGUAAGUUUUUUCUGCUCACAUUACAAUACAUAAUAUGCAAAUAUAUAAAAAAAAAACAUAAAUUCAGCAAAGUUGAUCAUACUACUCAUAUUUAUACUUUUUUACUUUUGCAGAUAGUUUGUGGAGAUUUAUUAAAUGUAUCGCAACCAGCUGCUUCAAAUAUAGUUGCAAAUAUAUCAAGGUUGAUAGCUCUACAACAGAGGCAUUACAUAAAAUAUCCUCAAGACAUGAUCUCACACAGGGCACAGUUUGCACAGCUCGGCCAGUAUCAACAAAAUCCAGGCCUAAGAAAUGUGGAUGGUGCAAUUGAUUGCACACACAUUAAAAUAGUAAAUACUCCAGGGGUGGAACAUCAUGAAGCCUACAGAAACAGAAAAUCUUACUUUUCUAUAAAUGUCCAGGUCAGCAAAAUAAGGUUUAAAUUAUUAUUCUUCUUUGAAAUGGGCAUGUCAUCCAAUAACAUUUAUUGUUUUAUUUUUAUUUCAGGCAGUUGUUGGACCAUUUGGCAAUUUCAUGGACAUUGUGGCUCGAUGGGCUGGCAGUACACACGACAGCAGAAUAUUCCAGAUGUGUUUGUUGCGCACCAAAUACAUACAUCAACAACAUUCUGGUUAUCUCAUUGGAGACAGCGGAUAUCCUUGUUUAAGGUUCCUGCUAACACCUGUAGGUACUCCAACAACCCAUGCGGAACAAACAUACAAUAGAGUGCAUGUCAAAACAAGAAAUGUGGUGGAAAGAACCUUUGGGCGAUGGAAACGGCGGUUUCCAUGUCUAAGUAGGGGGUUGGGCAACAAAUUGACCACAGUGUCAAAUAUAAUAGUAGCAUGUGCUGUACUUUUUAAUAUAUCAUUGUCUACAAAUGACAUGAUGCCUUCAUAUGAAGAAGAUGGUGAAAUCAAUGAAGAAGUCAUAUAUGAUGAAUCCAACAGUGAAGGGACUACCGAUGGAUUUGCUUUUAGAAACACAAUUAUUAGUAAUUACUCUUGAUUUUAUAUUAUUCAGUUUUUCUAACAAUAAAAAACUAUGU